Pezoporus occidentalis (night parrot) is the source of this 1147-nucleotide messenger RNA. RefSeq names its product THAP domain containing 2 (gene THAP2). The transcript is spliced from 3 exons. The record is from RefSeq and is a predicted model, not a curated record. NCBI's taxonomy places the organism in Eukaryota, Metazoa, Chordata, Aves, Psittaciformes, Psittacidae.
GUUACAUAAACUCCUUAAAUCAUUUGCCUUAAUGUCACUUUCACUGAGUGUUCUGGUGCUGCCUCAUUGGUUGUUUUAGGGCAUUGACAUCCUGUCAGGGUAUUGUCUAGUGAGCGGUGAUUACUUUUCUGGGCAGAAGGAGAAACAUUAUUUUAAAUAAAGCCUGUCAGUCUUUCUGAGUCACAUUGGUGUGUCCUGGAAAACUUAGAAAACUUGACUUUUAAAACUUAUAGCACAGACCCUGAGAGUUUCUUUGCAAAGGCCAGGUUGGACAGGGCUUUGAGCAACCUGGUCUAGUGAAAGGUGUUCCUGCCUAUGGCAGGGGGUUGGAAAUCGAUGAUCUUGAAGGUCCCAUCCAAACCAGUCUAUGAUUCUGUGAUAGUAUAUGCUAAACAUCUUUGAGGACUUGCCAUGGUUCUCAAACUUGGAGAAGGACUGCUGCCUUUUUGUUCUUUUCUUGAGGGUAAAUUAUGAAGGGUUGGUGGUUUUUGGUUUACGUUUUUUUUUUCAGUGAAUAAUGUGCUGUAAUUGUACAGUUACCAAAAAUAAAACUCAGUAUCAUGUUACUAUUUAUUUUUCUUUGCCUUUCUCUCUAGAUUUCUUUAGAUCCAACAAGAUCCAACAAGAUCCACAAGAGUGGAUAAUGCGUGUGCUUUGUAAAGUUCAAAAUGUUGUGCCAAAUAGAUUUACUUUUCUUUGAUCAAAACACUUUGCAUCAUCUUGUUUUGACCAAACUGGACAAACUACAUGACUUAGAAUAGAUACCAUUACAAUGGCUUGGCUUUGUACAAAAUUCGGGGUAAUGGAAUGCAUAUAUCAUGUCCUAAAUUUCUCCAGUUUCUUCUAUUUAGAGCAGUGUGAAGUAAAAAUUAGAGACAGUAACACUGAGAAAAAGAAGGAAGAAUCACAUUCAAGCAGCAGGCAGAGCUGCACAAUGAUAGAUGGAAAUAUUUGCCUCAUGAGAAGCUCAAAAUUAAGUAAUACUUCACCAAGAGAUACGACUGAGCAAAUUAUAUUAAAUGCCUUAAGGAAUCUUCCCUGGGAUGAGUUAAAAAUAUGACAGAAAGAUGAGAGAUCUGCAACUGAGGAUCCUGCAUUGCUACUUGAGACUCUGGACAAGCCUCUCUGUAAGGACUCAAAGAAAUGA